Messenger RNA from Camarhynchus parvulus, 7813 nucleotides. RefSeq lists its product as uncharacterized. Bases 731 to 1747 code for a protein of 338 amino acids. The transcript has a single exon. NCBI's taxonomy places the organism in Eukaryota, Metazoa, Chordata, Aves, Passeriformes, Thraupidae. The record is from RefSeq and is a predicted model, not a curated record.
UUUAAUGGGGUGCAUUAAAUUCUGCUCCUGCAGCGGGCGUUAAAGCCGCCUCAUCACUUGGCACGGAGGGGAGCACUGGCUCAGGAGCAGGAAAGGCAGCUGCUAAGAGAUUUCCAUCUCAGCAGUCUCUUAUGCCAGUAGGGUUGUGAUUUGGGAAUAUAACAAGGCUUUGGGGACUCAAGUUAAUAAAUAACUGGUGUAUUCCCUUUCCUUCUCUCUGUGCCUAGCCCCAGUGCCAUCUCAACCCAAGCAAUUAUCGGUCCCUGGACUGAUGGAUUUGACAUAAAUUCAUACAUUCUUUAAGCACAAAGCCUUCACAACAAAUUUUGCUUUUAAGAGACUGUUGAAUGGAGAAAAGGUCACUUGGCUGGUUGAGUGUCUGCGCUCGCAUGCUGGCAGUAAGUGCUGUGUUUGCAGUGCUGGAUUUGAUCCCGUGGUUGGAGGGAACCAGGUGCAGGGUUUGUAUUUUGGUUCACGUUUUUUCUGCCAGGGAGGACAAAAGGGUAGCUUGGAAUUAUCUCCAUGAAUUCACACUUCCUUGCAGUCCUUUAAGCCUCUCUUCAGCUUCCAUUGCAGUUCCUCUGUCCUCAUCCCAUUCCGUAGGUAUGCAAGAUGGAGUUUAGCGAUGAUGCCAUAGCAACUAUAUCACAAUACAGAAAUUGUAAUGGUUUAAAUCUUCAAACUUGCAUAACAAAGUUAAUAGGAGCCUAUCAGAAAUGUACAUGCCACUAUGCAUUUAGAAGUGGUUUUAAUUUUAGCUUUGAAUUUGCAAGCCAAUAGGCUCUUCUCAGGAAUUCCAGAGCUGCCCUCAGGGAGUGGGAACACAAUUGUCCAUGUGCUCUGCACCAGAAAACACAUGGCUGGCAGGGGACAAAGCCUGCUGUGUCCCCGUGAGCCCACUCCCCUGAGCCUUGGUGUGCGGCUGGAAAUGGCAUCCCAAAACGUUUGUGUUUGUCUGGAUGAAUCCAUCAUCUUCCUCCUUCGCCAUGAAGUAGUGCAGAGUCAGCAGAGGAAGAAGGGGCAGGAAGGGCUGUUCUGUGUCCUUGGGCUUGUCCCCCUCCACGAGGGAGAGUCUGAUUCGCGCUGGGUGCUGCAGUUGGACAGAUUCCUUUCCACAGAGCGGUGCUGGCCGUGGAUUUGCUCUUUCCCAGCCCGCGACUCCACCUUGCCCACGGUUCUAGCUCCGGGUGAGGCAGCUCUGGAGCUGGUGAGCAGCGGGCGGGGCAGGCUGAGCUGGCAGGGUGGCAGGGUGCCGGUGCUGUGGCCCACAGCCCGUUCCAGCUGCGGCACCCAGCCCGUUCCAGCUGCGGCACCCAGGCCGUUCCAGCUGCGGCACCCAGCCCGUUCCAGCUGCGGCACCCAGGCCGUUCCAGCUGCGGCACCCAGGCCGUUCCAGCUGUGGCACCCGGCCCGUUCCAGCUGCGGCACCCGGCCCGUUCCAGCUGUGGCACCCGGCCCGUUCCAGCUGCGGCACCCAGCCCGUUCCAGCUGCGGCACCCAGGCCGUUCCAGCUGCGGCACCCAGGCCGUUCCAGCUGUGGCACCCGGCCCGUUCCAGCUGUGGCACCCAGGCCGUUCCAGCUGUGGCAACCAGGCCGUUCCAGCUGUGGCACCCGGCCCGUUCCAGCUGUGGCACCCAGGCCGUUCCAGCUGUGGCUGCGGUGGCGGAGCCCCGGCUCCCGGGGGACAGCGCAGCCAUGGCCGGCGCUGCAGCCGCGCACUCUGCCCGGCGCCGCGGAGUCGAUUAGCGCAGCACUGACAUUUUGUUAUCCUGAGAGACAGAAGCUGGAAGUGUUCUUGAGAGUGCAACCUCCAGCACCGGGCGGCUGACACCCUGGUGGCACCUCUGCCCUCCGCAGCUCCGCUCUGUGAGUCUGUGCUAGCACAGCGUCCUCGGGCAGAUGUCCCUGCCCUUCCAGCCCCUGCCAGGUGCAGGAGCUGCACCGCUGCCAUGCGAGGAGAGGGGAUGGCCGGGCCACUGAGGGCUGCAGACCCCAGCCCGGGUUUGGGCUGCUGGGUGUCCGUGCAUGGAAGGAGCGGCCGCGGCCGUGCCCUGGGGCUCUCCCUGCCCUGUGCACGUGGGGGUGACAGCCGUGGGCAUUGCCUGCUAUGGGCACAGUGUCCCUGUCCCUGCUGCGUGGGGACAGGUGGUGUCUUCACUGGUGCUGCUCUGGCACUGUCACAGGUUAUGUCCUGCUUGCCAGCAGAAAAAGUGGAUGUCUGGUUAUUCUUGGAGAAGGCAACAUGUAGGUUUUGUAGGAUAAUGCUAAAAUACUUGCACUGUGUUAAAAAAAUUAAUACACUUGUAUUGCUACUGGAAUUGGAGCCUGAUUAGGAUUGUUCCACUACUGUAGUUUUAGCUUUUAAUUACUUACUACAUUACACAGUAUCUACCAGUGCUAAUAGAGUACAGAACUGUCAUAGCUUUUGUUUUAAAGUACAGGACUGUGUGGUGCUUAAUUGUGGAACAGUGUUGUUCAAUUACAUCUGAAAGUGUUUAAUAAAGUAUGGCACAGAAAGGCAGAUCGGAGUGGCAUGUGUUAAUUGGUGUCCGCGCCAUUGACUCCAUUUGGUUACGGCGAUCCCUGCGACAUGAGGACCGAGUGGCAGGGUGCCCACAUGGAGUCUCCAGCCCCAGCUCUCAUCCCUACCACUGGCACAUGCCUAUGCUCUCCCACGUUUGCACAGAUUUUCACACCAGGCACACACAUGGUGUUGCUAUGAGACAUUGGUGGUUGUAUCCCUGCCCUGCUCCAGGGCUGCUGCUCCCCAUUCUUGGCUGUCAGAGUUCUGUGGCCAUGGCACAGGGAGCUCUGGACAUGACCCAGAGAGCUGGUCCCUUUCUUCAAGAACAGCUCAGGACCCCCGAGCAAGUCUCCUGCUGCCCACCAUUGCUUUUAUGCUUUUGUCCCCCACCCGAGGGGCUGGGGCACUGGUGGCUGAGCCGGCUCCCCCAGAGUGGGCUCUGCUGUCCAGAGCCAACUCCCAGAUGCAAACAAAGUGGUACUAACAGUUAUUUCCUGAGUGGUGGUAUAUUUUAUAUCAAUGUUCUACUUUUCACCUGAUUUCACUGAAAUAUUCUCUGAAAGUAUUUCUUCUGGAAUAAACAUUUCAGCACAUCAGGUUUGUUCCAUAAGGGUUGAUUGUCAAAUUACAGCCUUUCUUCCUGCGAGUGCUGUGCUUUGGUAUGGGAUCAAAUUGCAUUAGGUAUUUUUUCCUCCAGUAGAAACACAGAAUAAUAGUGAUAUCUUUGUUGUAUCAUAUUUCUGAAUGAAAAAUAAUCACAAACAGAUUUUCAUGCGGUGUUGCUGCAGAGCAGGAAUGCUUUUCCUGCCAGCCAGCCUCUUGAGGUGGUGCUGGGCUGGCCCAGGGUGUUUGGCUGGUGUCCCCUGCACAAUUCCGUGUCCCUCGACAUGCUCACCACACACACUUGCUACAUUUUCUUGCCUGUGGUCCUCGAAGCCACCUAGCAUGCAGGUCAUGUGCCCUUAAUUUUCAUUAUGAAUGGAGAGUAAAACGUGAAGGUUAUUGCCUGGCAGUACAAAUGCACUGGGUUUUUUUAUUUAGAAGCUCUAUUAGAAGUGUCAGGAGUCCCAUAACAAAGCCAGGCAAAUAUCCGCAGAGACACCUUGUUGAGAAAGGCAACUUGGUUCUAAAAGGUUUGAAUAUGAAUGUGGUUGUUUCUAAUCAAGCAGUCCUUGAAAAGAAUUCCCCACUAGUAGUUACCUCUUUCUUUUUUUUAACCUUUUUCCUUGUAAUCUGUCUGUUUCUCUCCUCAGGAAAUGCUCCUCCUGCCAGCCUGCAAUGGGCGGGAGGGAGGCACAGCCAGGAGGGGAGAGUGGGGCCGGGGGAAACCCCACAUCUAAAUAUCUCCACAUGCACAAGUGUAGCUCAGGAUUCAGGAGGGAUAUGGUCAGAAAACUGCUGUCUUUUUAAAGUGAGAAGCCUGGGAAAAGUGGGACAAUUUGGGGUCUUUGGGGGCCACAUCAGAGGGACCUGCUGGGUGACACAGAUGUCUUGGACAAAACCGAAUCCUUUGAUUUAGGGCAGGAAAAUGGAUAUAUUUUGGACUUUGUCUAUUCCUUGGACAAAUGCAUCCAGACAUGUGGGACAUGCAGGCUGGUGCUGAUGUCUGCAGUGGAUGGUCCCUUACCCUAAGCAGGCACCCCCCAGGUUUUCCUGGCACCAGCAUGGUGUCCCAUCCCCCUGGGAACCCUGCUGCCAAGUGGGAAACGUGCUCACGUUUGAGCCAAAUGGCUGAUGAAAAAUUAAGUUCUAAAUACUUUCCCUUUCUGGAGUCAGUGUAUUUAUUCCAGCCAAGCAGCGACCAUUGUGCACAGCCUGGGACCAGGGGAGGACAGGGACACUCCUGGGAACUGCCCUGUCCCCUUGGCCACGUGUGGCAGUUCCUGCAAUCCGCCCAAGCUCACGUUCCAGCGCCACACACGUCUCCAUGUAGAUAACAUGACCAGUGCCACAUGGCAUGGGCAGGCCUGGGCCUUGGUGGGUGAGGGCAGGGCUUCCUCUGGACAGGGGGAAGUGUCCUGACACAACUGUCCCCUGUCCCUCCUGCUGGACUCCCGUGGGGCACAGGGCCAGGCUGCUGUCCCCUGACCGUGCUCCCAGGGCUCAUCUUGGCUCCAAUGCCUUCAGCACACUUACAAAGUCUCCCUUCUUUUUCUUUUUUUGUAAAUUGUCAGUGUUUUUCCCUCUACGAACCUGUAGCAUCUGGCAGCAGGAAAGUACAGUAGGACUCGCUGGCACUGUGGUGUAGAGCCUCGAAGAAUUCCGUAUUGUGACAACACAUCAAAAUAAAUUGCUGUCAACAGACCAAAACACCAAGUGCUGUGAUUCUGUCUGACGUGUGAAGACUCAGACAGGCUGUCUUGACAAGUUGUGGUGGAGCACCUGCAAUUGGCAGAAGACAGUGAUAUAAAUCUGAUUUGCCUGAUAUGCAGCACCUAGAUAUCGUUAAUGUUGGUGACAAUAACUCUGCAUAACAUUCCCCAGACAUAGAUCUGAUUUUUUGUCUAUUACUUGUGUUGUUUUUUGUCACUCUCUGAUCCGGGCUCUGCCUCUUUUCCCUGCUCAGGGUCUACCUAGGAAUUGCUUGGAAUAAUACACUGUGUUAAGAAAGGUAAUAACAAAUUAAGGUUUAGUUCAGCCUCUUCUUGAGCAGGAAAAGGCAGAGCUUGGCCCAGCUGCUCAAGGCAAAAGAUACACCGUGAAAUUUUAUUUUACACUAAUCAUUAAAACAAUCACAGUGGAAGUUGUAUUAAUUCCCUCACUCACAGCCCAAACAUUUAAAAUAGCAGGUUCAAUGCCAGGAGCUGCAGUAAAUCUUUUCUGAAACGUCUGUGGUUUUAAACUCCUGGAAGAGGAGCAGGAUCGUUGAAUAGGCGGUUAAUUUUUACCUUUCAUUAUCAAUAAAUGGUAAUUCUUUACAGUAGCAGGAUAUAUCACAGCUGGUUUAUGAAGGUGUGAGAUGUACCUUGGCUCUGGAGUUUAAUUACUGGGAGUUAACGCUGUCGUGUCUGCAUCAGCCCUUCCUCAGGCGCUGGUGGGAUGGGUUUCAUCUGGCACGGGCACACAGCAGCCCAUGUGAACUGCAAUUUUCCCCUUUCCCUGUGCAUUUACAGUCCUGGGAUUUGAGACAUUUUCGCAGUCACCAAGGAUCCUGUUUUGGCGGUACUCUGGGUUUGGGGCUGGAGCAUCCCCGGAGCCGCAGUCCGGGCUGGGCCGCGUGUGCCGGGCAGGUCCUGGCACAGGGCCGGUCGGGGCUGGCGUGGGGACGUGCCAGGGCUCGGGGCAGCCAGCAGGGCUGCAGGCACACACGAGCAGAGGAGGACACUGACCUGGGGCACUCUGGAGGGCUGCAGAGCUCUGGUCUCAGGGCUUGUUUCUGCCAAACGUUCAGGAACUCCUCUGGCAGCAAACUUGGGCGAUGUCACCGUCCGGGCCGAGGGGCUGCAAGAGCAGAAAAGAGGUUUUUGAAAUUACCAUUCAUUCUUGUCUGUAUUGUUAUUUUAUCCCUUAAAGGCUGCUAAUGAGAAAUAGAGCCUCAUUAUGAUUUUAAGGAUGAGAGAGGAAGGCUUUUAAUUAAUGAUAUGUAAAUGGUCUUGAAUUGAUUAUGUUAGAAUAUCAAGAGAGAUGGGUAGAAGCUGUGGUGUAAUAUAUUUUAAUUAAGAAUUAAUUAAAAAUGAUGGCAAUUUCAUAAAGCCUCACAGAAAAUAGUGGAAUUUACUUUCUGUCAGGAGUAAAUUAGCCAGUGAUUAAAUAAAGGGCCUGCAUUAAUAGUGGAGUUAUUUUUAAACUGUGCUAUGAAGAAUUGUGUAAUUUUCCCUAAAUAAGUAAAAUAAAAAUGUAAUGUUUGCAAACAAGUUUUAGAAAUGACAGAAGAAUGAAAACUUAGUUUUCUGCCCUCCUCUUGCUACGAUCCUUUGGAGAGUGGCUUGCAGGGGCUGCUGGAGGGUAUGAUGUGUGGUUCUGUGAUGGGCACAGCAGGAGGGACCUGCCUCAGGUACCCCCAGAGCUGCUGCUGCUCUGCCCAGCACCCCCAGCCCCAGGGUCCCCGCUGUGGAGGCUCCGCAGUGCUCACACACAUCUCUGGGUGUGCUGCUGGGAGUGCUCUGUGCUGGAGCAUGGCUUCAGCUGCCUCUGCUGCUCCUGUGCUUGGAACCAUCCAGUGCCUCCAUGGCCGUGGCUGUGCCCAGGCUUGGGCUCCCAUUCCCUGGGGAUGGGAGCUCCUGGGUGGGAGCAGACCCUGCAGGUCACUGGGGCAGUGCUGGCAUCCUCAGCAGCCGUGAAGGACCCCAGGUGCCAUGGCUGUCCCUUUGGGGUGAGCAGGGAAGUGUCCCCGAACCUUCCAUCUUCAAACACCUCUGGAAAUCUCAGCUGGGCUUUCCUGCCCCCAGCACCACCCCUGGCCAGGGGAACCACCCACCCCUGCCCUGUGCAGGUGGCACAGUGAGGCUGGCACAGUGGGGACAGCUGCUCUGCUCUCGGGGAGCCAUGGGGGGACCCCUGCACCUCAGCCCUCUGUGGGCAGGUGCUGGGGCUGCCGCUCUGGCCGAGGGAAGGUCAGCCCCCGGGGUUUGCCAGGCGUGUGGCCCAUCUCCAGGACACAUCUCCUGGGCAUGGGGAGCUGCUGCACACCUGGGAACACACCAGGCUGCUUGUGAAAACCCUGCAGGGGUUUCCGUGGGUCUGGGAAGGCCCCGGGCUGGGGCAGUGCUCCCGUGCUGGCGUGUUCCACGAGUUCCAUGGCCUGGCACAUGCCCUGCUGUAAAUGGGCUUUAUGCACUUGUUUAGGCUGCUGCUCACUAAAGAGCAUUGCCAUGGCAACUGCUCCGUCACAUGCUGUACACUCAUGCUGUUGCCCAGAUAAAGAGCACAUUUUAAAGCAGCAUAUUCUUAAUGUCGAUGUCCUAAAAUGCAAUUUUUGAUGAUUAUUAUUAUUUUUCUGGGAGAAUAUUUGUGAUAAGCGACCAUGUCUCCUCAGUGUCUCUUAACUCCUUUUACUACUACUCUGCUGGCGGAGGACCGUGUGUCUGCUGUAAUUUCUUUUUCAUUUGUAGAUUUCCACACAGACGUCAUUAAAUAUUUGUUAGUUCAAUCACAGUGUGGGGCCUGGUGGCAAUGGGGUGUGGGUGGUUUUGUGGGGUUCAGCAGAGCGGGGCUCUGUGCUGCUCCCAGCAUGGUGGUGGCCAGUGCCCGACACGGGAACCUGCAACUGUGCCUGUCCCAGCCUGCAGGAGAGAGGGGCCUGUGCAGGUGGCACGGCCACACAGCCCAGAGGGACAUGUCCCACAGGA